This is a messenger RNA of Seriola aureovittata, 5140 nucleotides long. It is a transcript of the gene znf839, whose product is annotated as zinc finger protein 839. Lineage: Eukaryota; Metazoa; Chordata; Actinopteri; Carangiformes; Carangidae. The coding region runs from base 318 to 3857 and encodes 1179 amino acids. The transcript is spliced from 10 exons. The record is from RefSeq and is a predicted model, not a curated record.
AAUCAACAUUAAAAUGUUUAAUACUACAAUAAUGAAUCCAGUCCGGUGGUGUUUCCGGUCCUGGAGCUCCGCGUCUCCGCUCCUGCUGUGGGCUAAGCUAGGCUAGUUCAAAACUCCCCCCGCUAACCGUUACACACUACCGUUAUCACCGCUCCCGUUAAUGACGUCCUUCAUCCCAGCGGGGCGUUUUAUACACCAGCACACACAGAUUUUAUAAAACAGUAUUUAUUCAGUGAUAUUGACCUACGAUCCGGUUGAUUUGAGUCACCGACUGGCCCCCAGCCUGAGCUAAGCUAACAGUUAGCCUCACAGCCAAAAUGGCGGACAACGAGGAUGACAGCGGUUCUAUCAGAACAAUAACAGCCGCCGAGCUGCCGGUGCCCGCGGCUCAGUCCCCUGUCGCCAACUGCACUCAGCCCGCGGAGAGUUUACCAUCAGCGUCCGCUGCAUACAUCACUCAGACCGGGGGGAAUGUUUCUGCAGCGGCCGCCGACCAGAGCGUUCAGCCCGGGGAGAGUUCACAGACCGUGUUCAGUGCAGAGAGCGGCCAGUCUGGGGAGAGUUUACCGUCAGGAUCCGGAGCUCAGCUGGCGGACUUCUUACAGAGCUGCCCGGAGGAACAGAGCAUACUUGUGGGCACAGAGUUCACAGGCCUGGGACCGGACCUGGUCAACACCACCAUCAUCUACGUGCAGCCGGACGGAACUCUGGUCGAGGGGUCCGGGCUGACGGCCGAGGAGCAGCAGGCUUUGCUGGACCAGCUCACCAAGCAGCAGAUCGUCCAGGUCUCUGACACCGAGGCCGCCCAGUUGCUCCAGCAAAGCCAGCUGGUUAAAACCAUCCCAGUCCACAACGCGGCCCUCGACCCGAGCCAGCUGCAGCAGGUUAUCAACCAGGUCACCAAGUCCCAGCAGCAUGUCCACAUCCAUGUCCCCCAGCAGCAGGUCCAUGUCCAGGUCCCCCAACAGACCCUGAAGCAGCAGGUCCACGUCCAGCAGGUCCAGGUUCCCCAGCAGGGUCUGAAGCACCAGGUCCAGGUCCAGCAGGGUCUGAAGCAGCAGAAGCAGAUUCAGGUCCAGGUCCCUCAGCAGAAUCUAAAGACCACAACCCAGAACAAUGCUUCCCAGCAGCUGAAGAGUGUCGCCCAGCAAGUGGCCAUGCAGACCUGCGGCUCAGUCCAAGUGGUCCAGAAGAAGUCAGAGCCCGUCAGGAUCCAGAUCCAGGUUCCUCCCAAACAGGAAGUGAAGCCUGGUGCAGCCCUGCAGCAGAAGAGUGUAGCUGUCAAUCAUCCACAGGUGAAGCUGUCGGCUAAUGGCAGUGUGAGCAGUGCUCAGAUUAUCCACAUCCAGCCUGUGGUUGGUCAGCAGGGUCAGCAGUUUUUCCUGCAGCAGAGUGCGGGGGACCCACCCAUCCAGCUGCUGCUGCAGAGCCCCACCCCCGUCGUUGGAUCUCUUCUCCCAUUGGUCCACAAGCUGACGGGCCAGACGACAUCAACGGGAACCACCUCCAGUCCAGGUCAGAAAUCUGUAGCAUCCCCCAUCAGAGUCCAGACCCCCUCCACUGUUAAGACCACGGCCACCUCCAUCAUCAAGACGCCACCCAGUUCUGCUGCUAAAACUGUUAGCGUCCCGCUAAUUAAAAAUCCCACUAAUGGCACGACAGCAGCCACCAGUAAGAGUUCUGUUAAACCACCUGCAGUGGCAGUGGCAGUCCCAGUCCAGACCACCACACCAGCUCGACCUGCCACCGUGACCACACCCCCUGCUGCUCUGCCCCCUGGACACCUAGGAGUGAAGGACAAAGAAAGAGAAAAAGAGAAAAAGAAGGUGAAAAAGAGGGAGAAGAAGACGGUGAAGGUCCAGACCAGAUCAGGUCGGGUCUCCAGACCACCAAAGUACAAAGCCAAAGACUACAAGUUCAUAAAGACGGAAGACCUGGCCGACAGCCACCAGUCCGACUCUGACGACUACUCCGACAUGAGCGUGGAGGAGGAGGAGGGAGAGGGCGGGAGGAACGAUGGCCCCUCCCCCGGCGCCUCCACCUCCCUCACCUACAGCCACAAGUCCCGGUCCCACCGCUGCCAGACCUGUGACAAGGCCUACAUCGGUCCAGGAGGCCUGAACCGGCACUAUAAAUUGAACCCGACGCAUGGAGAUCCCGAUCCACCUGGCAGUCAGCCCGGCAACAUACCAGGCACACUAAGAGACAUCAGCCAACCACAGGAGAUGACAGUAAGAGAGGAGGAGAAAAAGAAGGAGGACAAACCUGCUACCAUGGCAACGAACAGAGUGGAGGGGGGUCCAGCAGCAGCUGUAGGACUCAGGGGUCUCCAUCACCGGGGCCCUGGACGACCUCGGGGACGAGGAAGAGGCAGGGGCCGGGGACGGGGUCGGGGCCGGGGUCGAUCACUGGCUCCGCCUCCUAAGGUGACGGUGGGCCUCGUCAGUAAGCGGGGUCGGCGCGGGCGACCUCCGAAGCUCAGUGUUACCACGGUAACAGCAGAGCAGCAUGCAGAGAGGAGACGAGACCGCUUGCAAGAGCUGGUGGAGCAGUGUGAGGAUGAAGAGCUGAUGGACAUCGUUCUUCCUCGUUUGACCAAAGUGUUGAGUCUUUGGGAUCUGCUGCUGGCAAAGGUGGAGCGCAGCGGUUCAGCUCGGACUCGGUUUCCGGACAUUUACCGUGAGUAUGAGUCCCUGCAGGUUCAGGUGAAACAGGCCGCUCAGGAUUACAUCAUCAGUCCACAGGGUGGAGCCACACCACUUGAGGUCAGAAACAUUGAGGUUGCCAGGUGUCUAGGGAUCCUGGAUGAGGUGAACAGGAUGAAGGUUGUUGCUGGAGCAUCUCCCAAUUGCAGUCUGACCAAUAAGAAUGUUCGAUACAUGGAGAAUUCCAAGAUGCUGCCGCCGUCAAAGAGAUUCAAGAUGGAGAACAGUGUUCCCGUUCAGCAGAACGGUAUCGAGACACACAGAACAAGUGGUUUGACAGUGACCCCCGUGACCUCUGUGACCCCCGUGACCGCUGUGACCCCUGUAAACUCGUCUCUAAAGUCCUGCUCAGUCUCUGUGUCUCCUUUGGUGAUUCCAGGUGGAUCAAAACUAUUGACCACCACCGCUGACUCUGCCUCCAGCUCUUCUGGCUUCACCUCUGCAAAGAUGACAUCCACCAAGGCUCCGCUCCCUGCCACACCUAUGGAGAUCACCCCAGGUGAAGAUCAGGGGGAGGGGCCUCUGCAGACUGACGUCCAAGUGGAGACUCUACCAGCAGGCCAGGACCAGGUCCUGAGCACCACUGACAUUGCAGCCCAGAUGAAGGAGCUGGAGAAAGCUCUGGGUUCAAGUCCUGAGACUACCGCAGACACAAAGACACUUGAGUCUGGCUGCGUCCAGACAUCUGGAUCCACCACAAUCCAGACACUGGAGUCAAACACAGCCCAGGCUCUGGAGUCCAGCACAACCCAGACACCUGGAUCCACCACGAUCCAGACACUGGAGUCCAGCACAGCCCAGACACUGGAGUCCAGCACAGCCCAGACACUGGAGUCCAGCACAGCCCAGACACUGGAGUCCAGCACAGCCCAGACUCUGGCCUCCUCCCAGCUUCAGCAGAGGGACUCAUCCCAGUCUGAUUCCACCACAGAUGCAUGUGAGGCCAAAGAGCUGCAAGAGGGACAGGAGAUAUACAUCCAGACUGAGGGGCUGACAGUCCAGCUGGCGGAGCCUGGUUCAGACCGGAUUGUCAUUGUCAAUGGGCCAGAUGGGACCACGAUGCACAUCCAGACUCCAGAGGGGGUCCCCCUGGAGGCAGUCCAGGCCUUGCUGGGCAUUGAGGCGUCAGACGGAGCCAAAACUCCUCAUUAAACUCUGAACAGGAUCCAGACUGAUCUGGACUGAGUAGAACCAGAAACUGACCUGAACCACUGACAGUGAGAGUCUGGAUGUUUAAGGUAGUAUUUAUAAGGUGGUAUGACCUCCCAGGUGCUGUCAAUGGACAAUACCUUAAGCUGAGAGUCUUACAUGUCCGCACAGGUGAACAUCAACAAAGAAUUGACAAACACCUGGAUCCGUGAAACAACUGGACCUGCAACAGUCCUAAAAGACAAGUCAACAAACAGGCAUCAUAAACACACCUGUCAGUCUGACCAAUUAGCAACUCAUGUUUCUUGCAGCGUCCCUGAGGACAAAGUGGGUGUAAAGAGUACCCUGUAGUUAACAGGUCUUCAGACUUCUGGUUUGUGGCUUCAGGUGUUUCUGUUGGUUCUGCUGUUUCAUAUUAGCACUUGAGGACAAACGGGAUGAACUGUUCCUUUAAUAUCAACCUGUUCUGGUCGGACACUGUUGGUGACAUCAGACUGAACUUUGCAACAAGUUGAAGAUCUUCCAACAAACACCUGAAGUUUUUUUUCCUAAAAUAUCAAACCUCUGUUCAGAAACCAGAAGGCUGCAAUCUGUAGUCGACGUUCAGCUCUUCAUAUUUAAUGUUUAAACGCUGUUACCCUGAGAGAAAUGAUCAAACUGUGAACGUGAACCUGAACAGGUGAGGACACAGUAAACCUGAUCAAUGAAUCCUGACCUCAGGUAAACAGAUUAAACAUCUAAAUAUGAGCAGCAUCACUUAAUGAUCAGUUUGUGGUUUAUAUAAUACAAACUAGUGUCCCCCUCUGGGCUGCCGUACUUAUUGUCUCAGUUCAUCUUGAUGUUUGAUUGGUUCAUUCAGUUCUCACCUUUGAUGAUGUCAUCGGCGGCUUGACAGGAGGUACCUGAUCUUCCUGCUGGUUUUUAAGGAAUCUGGAGUGAUUGUAAAUUUGUAAACUUUUUUUUUCUCCAGUGGUUCCAUAUUUGGACUUGUUCGUUUAAAAAUAGAACCCGAUUAGUUGGCUGUUUAUAUGUAGAUAAAUAUGAAAACAAAGUUUAAAAAAGGUUGCACUAUUUUAUUACUUUUUAUAAAACUUCACAGCAAAACAUUUUCCAAACGUGUGAACUCAAUGUUUGUAAUCGUUUGGAGAAUCGACGUGAGGACGGACUGAAAACAGUUUUGAGGAAAUCAAAGUUUAUUGAUUUGUCAUGUUGAUCGUUCAAGUGCUGAAUGCAUUAAACAUAUUUCAUGUUCCUCCAAUAAACUGAUGUGACAAACUCAAAUCACG